Heteronotia binoei (common prickly gecko) is the source of this 3249-nucleotide messenger RNA. RefSeq names its product phospholipid phosphatase 3 (gene PLPP3). Gene Ontology annotation, molecular function: phosphatidate phosphatase activity. The record is from RefSeq and is a predicted model, not a curated record. The coding region runs from base 509 to 1453 and encodes 314 amino acids. Lineage: Eukaryota; Metazoa; Chordata; Lepidosauria; Squamata; Gekkonidae. Gene Ontology annotation, biological process: canonical Wnt signaling pathway; phospholipid dephosphorylation; phospholipid metabolic process. The transcript has 6 exons.
AAAGUGCGGGAACACACAGCGGCGGCAGCAACUUGCAGUCGAGAGCAGAGCUUCUCGGCUGGCUACUGGAGCUCCUAUUCAUUGUGCAAGGGAAUUCCAACGCUCGCCAGCUUGACUAGCUGCUAAACUAAACUCAUAUGGCCAGAAAGCCCAGCCGGGAUUGGUCGAAUUCCAGAUCACGCUGGGCAAAAAGGCUUGAUUUCCACCUUUGAUUUAAACUAACAAUAUUUGCGAGGACUCGGUGACCAUCUAGAGGGAAUCGCACGCUUUCGCCUUCUCUUCUCCUUUUUCAGCUUGGGAGGGGGAGAAGAAAACUUGAUACCAGAUUUAAAGGGCCCACUGCAAGUUAGCGACAACAAAAGUCUGCGGAACAGCCGGCCCCUUCCUCCUCCUCUCUGAGAGCGAAGAUCCUCGGCCAGAAGCCGGCAGGCAGCACCGCUCCAUCGGCUGGAUUUUCCUUCUCUCCGUCCCGCACCGAGCCGUUGUUUGGAAGGGCGAUUCUCCCCGCAUGAUGCAGAAUUACAAGUACGACAAAGCGAUUGCUCCAGAGAGCAAGAAUGGGGGCAGCCCUGCCUUGAACAACAACCCGACCAAAAGCAACAGCAAGAAAGUUUUGCUUAUUUGCCUCGAUCUCUUCUGCCUCUUCAUGGCUGGACUACCAUUUCUGAUCAUUGAAACAAGCACAAUUGCACCCUAUGAACGAGGAUUUUACUGUAAUGAUGAGAGCAUCAGCUAUCCCUUGAAAAGUGGAGAGACUAUCAAUGAUGCCGUCUUGUGUGCUGCAGGCAUUCUCAUUGCCAUACUUGCUAUCAUCAUAGGAGAGUUUUAUCGGAUUCACUGUUUGAAGGAGAAAUCCAGAUCCUUCAUCCAGAACCCUUAUGUGGCAGCUUUGUACAAACAAAUUGGUUGCUUUGCCUUUGGUUGUGCCAUCAGCCAAUCUUUCACAGACAUUGCAAAAGUCUCUGUUGGACGUUUAAGACCCAAUUUCCUGGCAGUUUGCAAUCCAAAUAUUACACUAACCAACUGCUCAAAAGGUUAUAUUGAAGUUUAUCGGUGCCUUAAUACAGAUGAAAGCAAAGUCCAGGAAGCCAGGAAAUCUUUCUUCUCUGGCCAUGCCUCAUUCUCCCUCUACACCAUGCUUUAUCUGGUGCUGUAUCUGCAGGCCAGGUUUACCUGGAGAGGAGCCCGCCUGCUACGUCCUCUGCUACAGUUUACCCUGCUUAUGAUGGCCUUUUACACAGGACUGUCUCGUGUAUCUGACCACAAACAUCAUCCAUCAGAUGUAUUGGCAGGCUUUGCACAAGGGGCCCUGGUGGCUUAUUGCAUAGUGUUUUAUGUCUCUGACCUCUUCAAACAGAAAACAAAGACUCCUUUGCCUCCUCCUCCAAUCCGGAAGGAGAUCCUUUCACCUGUGGAUAUAAUUGAUAGGAACAAUCAUCACAACAUGGUGUAAAUGACUGGCAGAUUUUUUUAAAAAAAUUGAUUUGUUUUGCAAAAUGACUGCUGACAGCAACUACCUGCUGCUCUCAAUCUCAUCAGACAGUAGAAUGUAGGGAGAGACUCUUACCUGACCAAUAAGGUCUUACUUGGUGGCCUUUAUAUUCUUACAGCAUUUGCAUAAAAUGGAUGUUGUUUAACUAAGUGUAAGACAAAAUGAAAAAACAAUUCAAAACAUGCAGGAAUUCUAAAUGUGCAAUUGGCUAAGUGUUCAUGUUGUAGUGAAUGCUGAAUUGUUCAUAGCUUAAUGAACACUAAAUGAUUCUAGGAAACUGGCCAUCUCUGCAUUUUUUUCACUAUGAUGCUUCCAAUUCCUGUUGAGAGAGGAGGGAAAGAAAAGGGGAAAAAAACCCUCACCAUCCUAGACUAUAGCACUGUCUACCAGAAAUAAGCACUGAUUCAGGAUUUGUGAUCACUCUAAUUUCUUAUAUUUUAUAUAUUGAUUUUCUUUGACUCCAUUCCAUACUGUGACUUAAUUUUGAUUUAGAAGAAGCUUGCCCUAUAAGAUGUUGCAAGGGUUUCUAUUCCCACUACACAAACUUUGGGGUGGGGGGACUUUAUAUACCUGACUGUGCCUAAAGGAAGUCUGUUCUCCAUUUGGAAUAUAAUACAAUCUGCAGGGUCCCCCCCCCCCCUCAGCUAUCAUCUUUCUUAUUUUCCUCCAGCAUCUGUAUGACAGUCUCCAUAUUCACAUUUUUAUUCUCUAUUAAGCAUCAGAGAGCAGGUUAGACUUGUCAAAUGAGGAAUGCUUGAGAAGUGCAGGAUCCGUAUCUUUACAUAUGUAUCAUACCAGUACUGUAUGAAAUGUCUACCCUGUGUAGAACUUGCUUUAUGUCCUGGUAAAAUCUCCCUCUUGUUUCCAUUGAUGCAUGCAGAUUGCUAAAGUAAUUUCUAAACCAUUGAGGACCAACUCAUUUAAAAUUCACAGAAUGUUCUUUUAUUAGUAGGUCAGUCUUGAUAUACAUUAGCACUAUGGGAUCUGGACUUCAGACCUAGAAAACAUGGAUCUUGCAAAUCUGGGACAGACUGCUGGGCGGAGCUGUCCUAGUAUGACAUUCAGUGAAAUCCCUCUCCUUAUUUUCCAUGGCCUGAAGAAAAGGGAUUGUUAUAAACUGUUAAUUAGACACUAGGCCAAAUGCUGCUCUCAACUAUUACCAAGGGCAAAUGAAGAAGAGAAGCAGAACUUUGCCCAGUAACUCUCCUUCUAGGCUUUCAAAUAGAAUUCCAAAAGACAAUUUUUUUUAAAAAAAGAUGUUUUGAGAACUGAAUAACGAAUGCUAACCAUGCAGACUGGCCUUUGCACAUCCUUGUCAUACAGAAUCCGUCCUAUCAUUUCAAUUCUAGCAAGCUAUGAUUUUUAUAAAUAUAUAUAAAUAUUAUAUAAAUAAUGUAUAAAACAUUAAAAAUUAACUAUGUAAAAUAUUAUUUCUGAAACAAUUUUAGAUAUAUCCACUAUGAUUAUAAACUGUGUUUUGACCUGUGUUAUUUACAUUUUGCUGCUUAAAAAAAGCAUUGACUUAAUUUUUUUAUAGUUGACUAAAAUAUUGUAGUUCUGUGGUAGCAAUAUUUUAAUGAAAAUAACAACUAAAGACAAUUGUAUAAAACCAUAUUAAAUUGUCUGUAUUUUUGUAAUGUUUCUUAAAAAAAAAAAGAAUAUGCAAGUUUUUUGUAGAGUACAAAAUUAAAGUUUGUAUUUGCAAAAACAUUGCUGUAUAAAUGUGCUUUAUAAAUAAAUUUUCUGGGCACAAUUAA